AUGCAUACUGGAGAAAAACCCUAUGAAUGCCAUGAAUGUGGGAAAACUUUCAGCCAAAGUUCAUCACUUACUCAACAUCAGAGAAUUCAUACUGGACAAAAACCCUAUAAAUGUACAGAAUGUGGGAAGGCCUUCUGUAGGCACACACAUCUUACUCAACAUCAAAGAAUUCAUACUGGAGAGAAGCCUUAUGAAUGUAGCAAAUGUGAGAAAUCCUUCAGUGACCGAUCAUCCCUUAGUCAACAUCAGAGAAUUCAUACUGGAGAAAAACCCUAUGAAUGUAAAGAGUGUGGAAAGGCCUUCAGUCAGAGAACACAGCUUAAGAAACACCAGAGAAUUCACACUGGAGAGAAGCCCUAUGAAUGUCAUGAAUGUAGAAAAACCUUCAUUCAGAAAUCUGGUCUGUCUUACCAUCAGAGAAUGCAGUCUGAAGGGAACAACUAUAUCUGUAAUGAAUGUGGGAAAGCCUUUAGUAGGAAUUCUUGCCUUAUUUAUCAUCAGUUUAUUCAUGAUAGGAAGAAACUUUAUGAAUGUAAAGUAUGUGGGAAGAUCUUCUCUCAAAACUCAUCUCUUAUGGAGCAUCAGUUCAUUCACAUGGGAAAGAAAUCUUUUGUAUGCAAUGAGUGUGGAAAAUCCUUCUUUUUGAGCAAAAGCCUUAAAAGACAUGAGAGAAUUCACAUGGGAAAAGAAAUCUCAUGAAUGUGAUGCAUGUAGAAAAUGUUUAGUUAUGCGUAGUCCCUUUUUAAAAGAGAAUAAAAGGUGAAAAAAUACUGCCAGCACAGUGGAUAUGGAUAAUUCUGUUAUAAUUUAAUGGGUUUUAGUAGGAAGAAAACUGGAUAUGGAGUUAGAAGACCUGGGUUUAUGCCCAGACGUCAACAUUCUUUCACUAUGUGAUCUCAGGAAGCCUGCUUCAUUGCUCUUGUGCCUUGGGGCUAUAUUGGAAAAAAAAAAAAAGGUCUGUCAGAUUGAGACUCAGUUCAAUGAAUGUGUCCAAAUAUGUAAAUAUGGAUAUAUCUAAUAUAUAUGUAUAUAUAGUUAUAUUCUCUAAACUCUGAGAAUGCAAAGAUGACAGAUACCUUACUGUCAAAGAACUCACAAUCAAAUGGAUUGAGGGAUAAGCCAAACACAUGUAACAGUGAUGUAAGAUGGAAUAAGUGCAAAGGAGAGCUACAUGUGAAGUGCUAUGGGAAAUUUAAGGAGAAAUGAGAGAGCCUUUUAUUUCUGAGGUUAAAGCAAGCUUUUAUGUAAGAUCAAGAAGGUAGAAUGGAGUUGGACCUUGAUGGAAGCAAAAGGACUUCAGUAAAUGAAGGUAAACCAAGGGGCCAUUUGUAGGUACUGGAGAAGACUGACAAAGAAGAGGCUAGGAUGAGAAUAGAGAACCAUGAGUAGUCUUAUUUGGCUAAAUCAUGUAAUAUCUGAAGGAGAAUAUUGUGAUACAAUGUUUCAGCUUUACUCACUAGGCAAUGGAUAACCUCUGAAGGUUUCUGAGUAGAAUAGUAAGAGAAAUCCAUUAAGAUUAGAGGAUUGUAGAUUUAGAGCUGAAAGGGAUCAUAGAAUCCAACAAAUUUAAUCCUUUUUAUUUUGUAGGUGAGGAAACUAGGAUCCAAAAUGUCUUGCUCAGGGUCACACAUCAAGCAAAUAUUUAAUGAGAAGUAGUGAGGAGGAAGAGAUUAUAACCUAAUGUUGGCAGAGAGAAUGGAUGAGAGAGUUGUUGGGAGUAUAAAACCUACUUCACUUGACAACAGGUUAGAUAUAGGCAGUAAAGGAGAAGAAAGAGAAAAGAUGCCCCCAAAACGACCAAAAGGAAGAUAGUUAUUUUAAAAAAGGAUUCCUAAGGGGACAGUUUUACAGGAAAGAUAAUGAAUUCAGUUUGGGACAUGUUGAGUUUGAAGCACAAGUAGGAUAUAUGGGUAGAAAUACCAAUAAUUUCCCACUUUCAUGACACAGUGAUGUAGAUUGAUUUUUGACUGAGAAGUCAGGAAAACCUAGAUUCAAA
Molecule: messenger RNA, 1996 nt
Organism: Monodelphis domestica (gray short-tailed opossum)
Lineage: Eukaryota; Metazoa; Chordata; Mammalia; Didelphimorphia; Didelphidae
Source: RefSeq, a predicted model, not a curated record